Malaya genurostris is the source of this 6223-nucleotide messenger RNA. It is a transcript of the gene Pvr, whose product is annotated as vascular endothelial growth factor receptor 1. Gene Ontology annotation, molecular function: ATP binding; transmembrane receptor protein tyrosine kinase activity. The record is from RefSeq and is a predicted model, not a curated record. Bases 1452 to 5819 code for a protein of 1455 amino acids. Lineage: Eukaryota; Metazoa; Arthropoda; Insecta; Diptera; Culicidae. Gene Ontology annotation, biological process: cell surface receptor protein tyrosine kinase signaling pathway; positive regulation of kinase activity; protein phosphorylation. The transcript has 16 exons. Gene Ontology annotation, cellular component: signaling receptor complex.
GGAAGCGUGAAUCGUUGCAGACGUGUUUUCACCAGACGUAGAAACUGCACUUCUUUCUUUUGAUGAACAGUGCUGAACGCGCGUUUUUUUUAAAUGUGGUAGAUCCGACAAGUGUGUGCCGCUCAGUCGCUAUAAAACGCAACCACCAUCAGUUUAAGUGUAUGGUAAUUGUUUACUUAUAACGCGACUCACAGAGUAAUGCCGCCUUCGAAUGACACACAUUCAUUCCGGGGUUUAGUGAUUUUCAAUUGAAGUUCGACAGUGUGGAUGUGUUCUAUCGGAAGUUGCGAGUUCCAGCAGUGCGCGCACCACUUAGUCCGCGGAGUGCCUACAGUGUUGUUUUUUUCACGAUUUUAUAGCAUAUUGGAGGUUGCAUGCUUGUGUGAAUGGGAGUGAUGAUAAUUCUUCGCUCGACGUCUUGCCAUUGAUGACGGGUGAGGGCGCAGCAGCAGCAGUAGGGUAGGACCCCCAAAAAGAAGCACACAGCCAACCGUAUAGGCUUUUUUUCGAGACGGAACGGGUGAAGAAAACAAUCUCGUUGGCCGUCCCAGUCCGUAGCUGGAAAGGGCAGAGUCAGUGAAUGGAAACGACGACAACGACGACGUCGAAUUAUAAGAAAACCGAGAUAUUAGAAGCGAAUUCACAGUCCCGUGCUCAUACAUCAGUGCCAGUAUUGUUGGCAGAAGAAAGCUGGAAAGCCGCUUAAGUCCGGAAGAAUUCAAUAUUUCUAUAUGAUUUAGUGGGUGAUUUGAAAAGUAAUACGUGCUGCUGGUGCGGUGGUGGAGUGUUUCGAAAGAGUAUAAAUAUACGUUAAAGGUUUUGAAAAGCUAGCGGAAAAAAAUUAACCGAGCUUAGCAGUACUGCAGUGCGAAUAACAAAACUCCUACUAAUAAUCUCCUACUGUUUCGUCCAGAGCCAAUGUCAGCAACAACGUGUCCAUCAAAAGUGUGACAUCGGCUGGGUUUUUCGGUAUGUCUACGCACGACACGAGCGUGAUCGCGGUCAGUGGUGAAGAAUUAUGUGGCUCGCCAUAAACGCGACGGCAUAUCGGUAUGCGAAAUUGCAGAACUCAUCAAAUUCAGCGACCGACGACUGGCUGAACAGUGGAAGGAAAAUAAACGACGGCUGUCUCAAGUUUUGAAGUUGUAGCGGAAAACGCAAGUGACCAAGUUUAGUUGAAAACUAUAAGCGCUAUCGACGACGAUGCAACGGUUGACAGCCACCGGCCGCUGGGAAACAAAGGAUGUGAAAGACAACUUUUGAGUGGUUUCCUUACCUAAAAAGAUUAAGUGAAGUUUAAUAUUGGAGUGAGUUUUUCCUGCCAGUGAGCAGCGAAAAAUCUUUGUCAGUUUUACGGUCAAUUUGCAUACAUUUUAAGCUACGGCUACACCGUCAACUUACUACACCUAUGUUUACUUUUUGUGCGUACGGAAGGGCAGAGUGUUGUGAAAAUGUUUCGAAGAAAUAUUUACAGUUUAUGUUUAAGUAAGCGCAAAAUGUUGCAACCAUCUGUGAUAUGUUUGAUCGUAAUCGUACAAAUAGCCACGUGGCGCGGGACGACAAUCGUUUCCGCAAGUGAUUUGGAAGCCAAUGAUAUGUACCAGGACCUGAUAGUGCAGAGUGGAGCCCCCGAGAUUUUGGCAUACAAACCGGAGGUGGAGUUGGAAGCUGGUUCGCAGUAUGAGAUGACUUGCAAAUCUGCGGAACCUAUCCGGUGGCACAUCCGACGCACCGAAGACGAGUACAUCGAAGCUCCUGAACUCAUCACGAUAACGCAAGUGGAGACACAUGACGAGAAGAAACCACACGGUAGUCGUGUCAGUAUCACAACGGCAUCGGCAGAAGUCGUGGGUCGGUAUUACUGCGUGUUUGAGUCAGCGGAGAAUGAAAACCAAGAUCUGGAUGAACUUGAGGAACAGUUCAAAGCUACCAGUGCGUACAUCUUCGUCAAGGACCCCGACAACCCACUGGUACCGGUCAAUCCGGUUGUGUAUGCCAGACAGUACGAGGAUGUCGUUAUCCCUUGCAAACCGUCGUCCAAGGAUAUUCACGUUGAACUAGUUAAAGACGAACAAGAGAUGCAAAUCGACAACUUCAAGUAUACUGAAACCGUUGGCUUUGUGCUAACCCCGUACCGACUGGACGAAAGCGGCCUGUACCUGUGUCGGCCCAAGGAGGACCCGGACAAACCGAUACACUUCCAGCUGGAUGUGAUGGAAUCCUAUGAGUACGAACAAGCCGUCACGGAGUACAUUCAGAAGCCACGAAUUGAAAGCAGAACCGGCGAGUACAUUAAGCAGGGCGAAACACUCAAACUUGUCUGCUCGCUGGACGUGUCCGAGGGUGUCAAGUUCGAUAUGCGGUGGAUUCUGCCGAAUAAGCAACUAGCGGAAAAUGACUCGAGAACCACGGUUAGCAGGAUAUCGGUAAUCUCGCACCCACAGCGGCCCCACUACACCAUCGGAACAUCCGAGCUGACCAUCGAACAGACCACCGGUGGCGAUACCGGUUUCUACAAGUGCGAAGCUCAGGACCAUCACAAACACGUGAAUCAUCGGUCGGCUCGAAUUGUCAUCGUAGAGCAGGGUGCCGCAUUUAUAAAUCUAACCGAAGACAAUGGGCUGGAUCUGAUUAAUACCACCAGUAGACGACCCAUCAAAAUAGUAAUCAAAUACAGUGCCCACCCGAUGCCACUGUUCCAUUGGGUGCGGGACGAUGGCGAGGAAGCUCUGGUGGCAGGAGAUAAGUAUAACAUAACGGAAAACAAUAAGCAAGUGUCACUGAUUAUCAAACAUCCGAGUGUGUACGAUACCGGCGUUUAUACGCUUCACGCAAUGAAUGAAGGCAUCAAUGCCACCUACCACAUGAAGGUCUAUGUGAGGGAAAAACCUGUUCUCAAGAUCAAUCCCAUCUUUGCUCGUCCGAAGGAAAUGGUCACCUUCGUGUGUACUUCGAUUGGAUAUCCCAAGCCGAACAUGCGAUUUGCUUUCAUCCCGUGUACCGGAGAACCAUGGACCAACUGUUCGAAACCCAUCCAGCCGAAGAACAUUCGCGAAUACACCGCUCGAUUAGUCGCUUGGGCAGAGCCGGACGAGAUUGUUAUGCUGAGGGGUUCUCGUGUUCAGGAAAGUGGAGAAAACCGAGAGAUCACCACCGUCGAACAGUACAGCUUCCAGGCGGAUACGGCAGGUUACGUGGGCUGUUAUGCGGCCAACAGUGAAGGUCAGGACUUUGUAAAAGCUGAUUUACUGAUUAGCGAUUUGGAGGAACCGGUCUCGAUUGUACUGGAGGCUCCGAAAUCAGACGUCACUUUCGGAGAUCGUGUCUCGAUCGUGUGUGCGGCCUCGGUCUACAACUACACUAGCCAGAUUGCAUUCUUCCAGAACGAUGUUGAGCUAGCGGACGACAGUACGGAUGGAGUGUCUUUUGAGACUUGGUACGAAACGUACGCAUUCAGAAAAAGACUGAUAAUCGAUGAUGUCAGCAAGGAGCACGAAGGAGAAAUUCGCUGUCAAGCGAACGUGGCCAACUCGGAUCUUAUCGAGAGUAAGGAAAUUCGGUUGAUUGUGCACGUGCCCAUCCAACCGAGGAUUUUGGAAGGAAGUGGCACUGUUGAGCUGGAACUAGGCAUGGGUGACACCAACCAGUUCCAGUGCAGUGCCGAAGGGAUGCCCCAACCGACGGUAGAAUGGUUGAAAGAUGGCAUGCCGAUGGAUUUCGAGAAUGAAACCCGGAUUCAACUGAUCAACGGAACGACGGUGUUCUUCCAGUUCCUGAAGUCAGAGGACUCCGGUGAAUAUUCGUGCCGAGUUCAGAACAAGGUGGGCCAGGCUGAGAAAAUAUGGAAUCUACGGGUAAAAACUGUGACCAUUCGAAGGACUUGGAUAUAUUUGGUCCUCGCGCUGUUGUUCGCAUUAUGUAUGGCGGUUAUUCUAAUCUCAAUGUUUUAUUAUAAGAAAAAAAGGGAAGUGAAAGCUAUGAAAGAAGCCGGCCUGGCCAAUUUCGAAGAAGGUAACUUAGAACAAAUGAAUCCGGAAAUCUCUCUAGACGAGCAAGCGGAUUUACUCCCAUACAAAAGCGAGUAUGAAUUUCCGAAAGAAAGACUAAAACUUGGCAAGCAGUUGGGAGCGGGAGCAUUCGGUGUUGUGAUGAAGGCCACCGCCGCCGGGAUUAUGGUCAAUGAAGACGAGACGACCGUUGCCGUCAAGAUGGUGAAGAAGCAAACCGACAACGAAGUGAUGCGAGCUUUAAUUUCCGAGCUGAAGAUCAUGGUCCAUCUGGGCCAACAUCUCAACGUGGUGAAUCUGCUUGGGGCCGUCACCAAAAAUAUCGCGAAAAGAGAGCUCAUGGUAAUCGUUGAAUACUGCCGUUUUGGAAAUGUUCAAAAUUUCCUGUUGAAACAUCGACCUUACUUUAUUGAUCAGAUCAAUUCGGACACGGGUGAAAUCGAUCCUAGUAUCGAAAAAAAUCUAUUCCGGUGGUCUAAAGCAGGCUACAUAUAUAACAGCAACAACUCGACAAACUACCCCAAUCCGAAGAAUCAUAUCAAUUCCAAGGGAUACGUUAGACAUUCCGGUAUUCAAAACAUGGCCAUGGUGGACAGCUGCAACACGGAAGCUACAGUGAUGACCUCGGUUGAAGCCGAGGAACCAAACACCAACAACAGCGUCAACUCAAAAGAGCCACUGUGGCGCUCCAACUACGGUAUGGACUACAAGGGCCCUGCCCGAUCGGUGACCACAAUCGAUCUGGUUUGCUGGGCUUCCCAGGUGGCCUGCGGUAUGGAAUACCUAGCAUCUCGAAAGGUCCUGCAUGGGGAUCUUGCCGCACGAAACAUACUCCUGUGUGAUGACAAUGUGGUGAAAAUCUGCGACUUUGGGCUUGCUCGCUCAAUGUAUAAGAGUGACAAUUACAAAAAGAAAGGUGACGCACCACUGCCAUUCAAGUGGCUGGCAUUGGAAAGUAUUAGUGAUAACAUUUUCGGAACAUACUCGGAUGUGUGGGCCUACGGUAUUGUACUGUGGGAGUUCUUCUCUUUGGCCAAGGUACCGUACCCGGGAAUGGAACCCAAUCAGGAGCUGUACAACAAACUACGCGAUGGUUACCGGAUGGAUAAGCCACAAUAUGCCAACCAAGACGUAUAUGAUAUUAUGUUAAAUUGCUGGAAUGUUAAGCCAGACACGAGACCCAGUUUCAAAGAUCUGAAAAGCCGGUUCAACGCAAUGUUGCCGGAGGAGCUGAGGGAUCAUUAUAUCGAUCUCAAUGAGCCAUAUUUGGCGAUGAAUGCCGAAAAGGAACAACGAGGUGAACCAGACUAUCUUACCAGCCUUGGUCCUCCGGAAGAUCAGGCUCCUCGGCCGCCUCCAAAUUACGUCAACGGAAUUAUACUACCGUUACCGCCCAUUUCCGACAAGCCGGACUAUCUGAAAAUGACAAGUGCCAAGUCCGACUCGGAAGAGAGCCAGUUUGACUUUGCCUCGUUCAACAAUAGUCAACCGUCACCAACGUUGAAGAACAAUCUGGACACCAGUCCGCAGCAGGGCAGUAAACGUCACAAGAAAAAGGGUAUUCCCGAGGAAAUUCCGAUGCUACACAAUCGCGGCAUAUCCGGACAGGGUUUCAAUUCCGACUCGGAAACCGAAGCAACCAGCCCCGUACCGACGGUACGAACAUCGAAAAUUCAACAACCCGAACGCGAGUACACGAAUAUUAAACGAUUGGAUCGAGCGCCCGACGACAAAUCACUAGCGGCGAACGACGCCUUCAGCAAUCCUGGGUACGUUAUGGUGAAAACGGUCAACGAGAAGAGAUUAACAUGAGUCCGGACGAUUGACUGAUGGAAAAGGCGCACAAGCCAUCCUCAAACUUACUUAGCACACUGCAAACCGAUUGAAACAAUCGGUUGCUGAUUGACUUCCUCGAGGUUUUUUAUGGAGAGUUACUUUCGACUGAGAAACAAAACAAAAACCCUGUAUCAUUUUAGAAGAACCUAACCAUUUGAAUGUGAAUCGAAUGUACGUACGCUUCUAUGAGUAGAACUAGCGGAGAUGAUUUAUUUACUGCUGAUAGUGAAGAAAUGAGAGCUUUCCACGUUAUGCAAACGUUAUGCACUCCUAUGGAAAUUGCUUUUUGAGAAAAAGUUGCCUUAAAUGUUUUUACGAUCAAUAUCGAUUAUCUUUCUCAUUUUAACGAUGCACGUAAAUUAUUGAUAUAGAGUUUAACU